Molecule: messenger RNA, 3489 nt
Organism: Ooceraea biroi (clonal raider ant)
Lineage: Eukaryota; Metazoa; Arthropoda; Insecta; Hymenoptera; Formicidae
Source: RefSeq, a predicted model, not a curated record
UGUAGUGUUCAUUGCGCAUGUGCGAAAACCGAGUCCCGUUGACAACAGUUGACAACACUGCGCAAGGUUUGAAAACACGAGUUCCGUGGUUUCGUGUGUGGUGUUGAUAAUGAAUAAAAUUGAGUUUGUUUAAUUGUGAUUUUUACAGUACAGUGAUAUACGUUUACUGAUAUGUAGUCAAGAUGAUGAAGGACUAUUGUAUGACGAACGAUUCCUUAGCACCCAUAUGCAAAUACGGCAUAUGCCGUGUCCGUGAAAAAUGAUAAAAGAGAAUUGUCUAUGAAAAAUGUGAAGGUGCUUUGUUGUGCUCGUGAUAGGAGACCAGAUUACGCAGCAGUGAGUUUAGACAAAGAGUUGGAAGAAAAGGAUUCAAGAAGUGCGUACACAAGAGAUACGACGAUAAAGCGAUUGCUGAUGUCACCACACACUGAUCUGAUACACGAAGACCAGAGAUGAGGAUGAUCCAUCUGCGAAGAUUAUUGUGACAACAGAAUGUGGCAUUCACCAAUGUAGAUGAGAAGAGAUAUAAACGUGAGCAAAUCUUUGGAGUCAAGAUCGAGUUGGAAAGAGAGCGAGAGAGGACCAAAUUGGAGAGAUCUGACUCAUCGGAGGAACUAUCAGAUUCUGAUGAGAUAGAAAAAUGACAAAAAAUAUUGAUCAAACGAUUAUCAUCCAAGAAGAUGGUUCCUGGAUGAGUAUACGUGUCUGAUCAAGGAUGAGAUGAUGAGAAGAUACUGAGAAUAUUGAUGAGAAGAUAUGUGGAGAGAAAAAAGUUCUCAGGUCUAAUACCGAGGUGAUUAUCUCAGCGAGGUGUGUGACAAUAUAACUCCGUAAAGGAAACGGAAGAAGAACGGAUACAGGACGAAGAGGAAGACAAAUCAGGCAAGAGUUCACAGAUGGGAGUUCAGAUUAUGAAGAUUACAAUACACUGAUUCCGAAGAAAAAAUCACGAUUAAAGUUUGUGUUCGUCCACAAAAAAAACAGAAUUAGUGACGGAAAACGAGAAAGGUAAAGAAAGGAAAAAGAGAAAGGAGGGAUAUAGCAGAAACAAGCGGAAGUUGAGGCCAACAAACUGAUUGAGGAACGAUGGAGAGAGAAAUGUCACUUAUAUCUCAUAUAUAAAUUAUAUAUAUUUUAGCGAUAUGAUAAAAACUGAGGUUACAUUUGUAUUUAUAGUUUCGAUAUUAUUUUCCAUAAAACGAAAAAACAAAACAAAAAUCUACGUAUAAAUAUUGGUAAAAGCAUUUAAUUUUCAGUAUGCUAUAUAGGAGACUCUGUGCAAAAGAGACACAGAUAGGCAACAAGGAUAAUAUCGAGUAGGAGAGCAAGCUGAACGACGUUUGUACAGAUCAUGAAAACGACGAGGUAGAAUAAGAGACUUGGAAGUUACACGAGCUGAAGAGGGAAGGGAGCAGCUCAAGGAGGACCAUCUGGAGAUCGAUCGUAUUCGCAACAUGACCGAGGAGGAACGAAGGCAGGAGGCAUGAUUGAAUCUAAAGAUGAUCACUAAUAAAGCGGCAAAAGAAUUCUCCAUUUGCAAUUAAUACCAUAUACGUUGAACAAACUCGCUAUAGUGAUUUGACAAAGGUUAUUUAAUAUACUGAUAAUUAUGGCGAAAGCUUCCUCACAUGCAGAUCAAGCAUGGAAUCCAAAGCAUGUAUUGCAGAACUAUAUGAAAUUAUGCAAUCGUAGGUUGUUUUUGCAGCAGUUGGAUACUAAACCUGAGGACUUUACCAGCGAUUUUUACGAGACGUUACAAUUAUCAUACGACGCAGCUUCUUCACACAAGAAUAAGACGUUUACUGAAGGAUCACGUAAAACGUUGAAAGUCAUAGAAGACAGGCUGAGUGAUUUGAAUAAGCAAGUAACGGAAGGUAAAACAAACUUCAACAAUAUUAUAGCCCUUGCAACGUCUUACUGCAACAUGGGUAUACUGUACAGUUCUUAUACGAAAGAGAAGAGAUUACGCAGUGGUAGAAGUCACUUGAAGAGAUGUUUAGAAUUGUUAAAUGGAAAAGAACUGAAUCGCAGAGCUAUUUUGAUAGUUAUGAGAGCAACUAUGCAAUUGGAAUACAUUUUUCACAAACUGAAGGAACCAAAACAAUGUUGUCCAUAUUCACAUAAAGCGAUUGGUUUCUACCUUGAAUACACAAUGCAGCUGAAUUCGUUUCCUAUGCCUUUCGUCACACUUUCAGUUAAUCUCGACGUUGAAGAGUCUGAAAGCACAGACACUAUAAAAUCCAUGGUGACGUUGUUUUUAAACUUUUUAGCGCACGUAAAGACUUGUAAAUUGAAUAAGUGGGAUCCACUUGAUCUUAUACCUAUACAUAACUUUUUAAUGAAUCGGUGGACAAUAAUGUCAACAACUGUAUUAACUGAAGGUGUCACGUGGACUAAUAUCACAACUGCUUUUUAUUCAUACUGUUUACAUGAAAAACGCUUCAGUGAUGCUAGAAAUUAUCUUGCUGCUACACAAUACAUAUUGGAUGAAUAUGAGAAAGAAUUCAACGCUACGAAGGAAGCCAACAGUUUGCCUGAAGAUAAAAAUAUAGAUACAGAGUACUAUGAUCUAAGAGUACAUCUUGAUCAAGGAUGGGCUAAGUAUGGCAGUGCACUUUUGCUUCACUCGAAAUAUAACUUGUCCUAUAGCCAAAAGUCCGGAACUAAGAAAGCAGAUACAUCAAGAUCAACGUCUUCUAUCGAGCCCAAGGAAUCUGCGGAGCCAUUAACAUUUAAUUGGGAAAACGUGGACGAACGCAUAAAGGACAUCGCCAGUCAAGUCACUGAUAAAUAUGUAUCAAAUCUCAAAGAUGCUAAAGCAAUUUUCGUGCAUACUACAAAAUGGUAUGAAAAAAAUAAGGCAUGUUGUAUGGAGGCAGGAGACAUGUUUUCGUAUACAUUUCCAGCAUACAAUGUUACAUUAACAUAUAAGUAUUUAGAAUGCUUUCAACCGGAGAGAAAUAUGCGUAUAAAAAUGCACAAACGGCGAGUGCAGAUGUUAAAUGAUAUCAUAGUAUUCACUAAGGGAUAUGCACCAUAUGCGGUUCUAUUAAAGUUUUAUAUGGAUAUGUUUAUUUCUUAUGGCGCUAUUAUAGACAUGAUGAUGGAGAAUGCAGAAAUUGCUGGAAAACCAUUUACUGAAAUACAACCGGAAGUUCUUGAAUAUGUAAAACAUUGCGUAGAAUCUUGGGAAAAGUAUAACAUUGCGAAGGAUAAACUGACUAAAGUAAAAAGUACAAUGAACAUCCUAAAGUAAGGAAAAAGCAAGUUAACGUGGGACAUGAUUCUUUUUGCAAAAUUGUAACUAAUCUACUGAGUAUUGCAUAUUGACUAUAGACAAACAAUUUGCAAAAUCUCAAAUUUAGUUUGUUGUUAUUUUUAUAUAAAAACGUGUGGAUAAGUACUUUUUCCUUUCGUAUUAUAUACAUAUAUACAUAACUAUGUACAUAAAAUAUAUUCUGUAUAUAUGUAUAUAUAUACACAUAUAUG